CAUGCAGUUGACCAUUACUUCACAGAGCUCUCCAGUUGGAGAGCCCCAUAAGAAGCUAACAACCUAAGAGUGCCUACUAUUGCCCCUGAUGUUCUCCAUAGGGCUUUCUAUGAUGUUACGAGGAAACAGAUAGUACAACAAAUAGUUGGACAUCCAACAAAUAGUAAGAAAAAGGCCAUUUCAUUCUGAUACUGCUUCUUUUGACUGUGGUCAGGUUUCCUACUCUGGUUUUAUUAUUAAAGAUGUACAAACUUUAAACCAAAAGGGUAAAAGCUGCUGCCGGGCAGAUGUGGACUUCAAAUCUCUCCAAGAUCCGACAAGUUCUUAAAAAUGUUUACCAUAAAUGUAAGAACCACCCAGAUUCAACUAGACAUCCAACUAUGACUUCCUAUGAUUGUGAUCAAGAUGACAUGAGUACUGAUGAAGAAAUGAAUCUUAUAGUAAUGCUCCAAGAUAUUAAAACUGCCCAAAUUGAACUCCUCAGCCAAAUGACUGACAUUCUCAGUGUGGUAUCCAAAAUGCAGGAAAAUACUGACUUUUAUCAGAAGCAGAUGGAGAUACUGGAAACCAGAAUGAAUGUUAAUGAAGAAUGUACAGUAACUAAAGAUAUCUUCUCUACGAAGAAACACAUUGAUGCUUUAAAGAAGAAGGUAACAGGGGUGCCUGGGUGGCGCAGUCAGUUAAGCGUCCGACUUCAGCCAGGUCACGAUCUCGCGGUCCGUGAGUUCGAGCCCCGCGUCAGGCUCUGGGCUGAUGGCUCGGAGCCUGGAGCCUGUUUCCGAUUCUGUGUCUCCCUCUCUCUCUGCCCCUCCCCCGUUCAUGCUCUGUCUCUCUCUGUCCCAAAAAUAAAUAAAAACGCUGAAAAAAAAAUUAAAAAAAAAAUAAAGAAGAAGGUAACAGAACUGGAAAGCCAGAAUUGUUGCUCCAGCAUACAUUGUUUAGAAGUUCUGGAAGGAGAACUUCUGGGUAAAGAGAUCAUAGAACAACUUCACAAACUCAUACAACCAGAAACUUUGAAGAAAACAUCAGCUUCUACACAUGACAGAAUCUCUUCAGCAGAACCAGAAAAAGUGCCCAGUUGUCCUGAGCCCACUGAUCAUCUUGAGAAGAAAACAAUUUCCUCCAAAACUAAAACGAAAAAAAGUAACGACCAAAAUGCAUUAAGAAGCCUUAGAAAAGCAAAGUCAAAUAUUUAUAUUUAUCCAGACUUUAGUACAUGGAUCAAGCUAACUUUUGUCCAUGAAGGAAAGUGGAGAUUUUUCCUCAAAGCUACCAAGUUACAGGAAUUCAUCCAGGGGCUUCUUUCUAGGCCAACCAUCCCUCCUGAGGAACCACAACUCAUAACCCAGAGAUAUUGUCCUUUCACUGGGCCUAUUGCGAGUUUGACGGCAUUCUGUCUCUCUGGUUUCAACUACGUUUAUUGUCUUUUUGGUUUCUCAAAAGAGGAAGUAACUCGACUAUAGAGUCAUUUUCUGCUUUGUUUGGCACAAAAUAAAUGUAACUUGGUUGUUCCAAGCAUUGACACAUCUUUGCAGUGGUUGUGAACUCCUUGGCAGUUUGUUCACUGUAGGCUUACGGCCUAUGAAGUUUUUAUGUGUCUCAGGCAAGAUAUAUCAUCCCAUUGGACAAUUGUGAUGCAUCUUCUGUCAGUGUUCUUGUUUUCUCACAGGCAAGUCAUGAGGACGUACCCAGUGCCUGUGUUAUAGAUCGUUGGAAGGAAAGAAGAAAGAAGUCAAGGGAAUAAAGAGCACAUUUGGUAGUCCCCACAUCAGUUUUCUAUGUCCUCUUGUCUUAGUGGACUUUGUAGAUAAGAUCUGUAAUACCAGAGACAGACUCCACUAACAAUAUUUUAAACAGCAUGCAACGGAAAAGAUAGCCACUAUCAAAGCUACUAAAGUUAGAAUUAUAAAAAUAAAGGGCACUGAAAGAACAAGUUACUGCCAGGAAAAUAUUCAUUGCAAAAAUGGUAUUUUUUUUCUUUCAACUUCAGCUUUAUCUCCAUCAAACAAAGAAGGAUGCUACUGGGUAUUUUUUACAUUUUCAUGAAGUGAGACAAAUACCAUGUCUUGUAGGUUUGAUACAGAGGAAAAGGGAACCACUAAAGAGGCAUGUGUGAACCAAGUAAAAUCUCAACACUAUGCUACACA
Molecule: messenger RNA, 2147 nt
Organism: Felis catus (domestic cat)
Lineage: Eukaryota; Metazoa; Chordata; Mammalia; Carnivora; Felidae
Gene: CCDC54
Product: coiled-coil domain containing 54
Source: RefSeq, a predicted model, not a curated record